AUGGAGUCCCUCCCAGGAUCAGUCCAAGUUCCCGAGUGGCAAAAAGCAAUCAAUUGGGACACAGCCGGUGCCUUCAAAGUUCGGUGGUUGGUCAUCUGCGCUACGCGCUUCCAUCGUAUCGGUCACUUAAAGAAUGCCCUUAAUGAUAAUCAAGCCGUGCUGAUUGGCAAAGAUGGCCAAGAGAUUGAGGAGAAUUGUGGGAGGGGCCUUGUGGAGUUGAUUGAUGAGGAGUCUGGGUCUGAGUGCGAAUACUCGGUAAGAUUACGAUGGGGCGGACGGACUUUUGAUCGGUCGAGAUUUGGGCAUUGCUUAAAAGGAAGUGUGAGGAAGACGGCGAACUCUCCGGAUGGAUUUGUGUACGCUGCUUCUGGAGUUCCACUGACAGUUCCACAAGAACUACCGGUGUUUCCGUCUCUUUCGGCAACGGAAACAGGAUUGCUUUAUCAUUACACCGAAGAAGCGUCAAGGAUUACUUGUUGUGGUUCCCAUGUUCAGAAGGAGCUUUGCCAGUUGAUUCUUCCAAUGGCCGUCGGAUUUCCUGCACUGAUGAACGCAACUUUGGCCUGGGCUGCAAUGCACAGUGUCGCAUUUCAAGGGCAAGUCAAUGGGAUUUCCGAUCCAAUUCGGUUUAUUGCUGGUCUCAAGGCGAGGAGUAUCGAGCAUCUUCGACAAGGGCUCCAGAAGCCGGAUAUGGAGCAUUGCGAUGCUCUCCUUGCAACAGUCAGAACUCUCUGCCAGUGCGAAAUUCAUUCCGGAAGUGAUCAAUCUAGUGCUUGGCGUGUCCAUAUCAAAGGAGCCAAGGCAUUGAUGAAUGCCAUUGACCGGUCUCAACGUGGAAAAGGAGCUCGACCGAGACUCCUUUAUCGGUGGUACGCUGCCAUGGAUUCCUUGGCAAUGUUGGCCUCAUGUGGAACAACGGUUAUGAUCGAGGCAGGAGAUGGAACAUACGAUGGCGUCUCAGCCUAUCUGGAUGAUUAUAACGGAUAUUCGACGGAGCUUUCACAUGUGAUCGGGGAGAUUGGAACGGCGGUGGGAGCAGUGAGCCAGGGUGCUUCAUCGUCAGAGCAAGCAGACCUGCUUGAAGGAACCAUCUUCACCAUCAUGGAGCGGGAGAACAAUUUGGAACCCGUUUUCUAUCCCGGCGUGGUUGAGAGGCUUACACCACAAGCUAUCCGGGAAUAUUCGUUGUGCAAUCAAGCAUACCAGCACACGGCGUUGAUCUAUGUCCGAUGGCAAUUACGGGGGUUCUCUAGGGAUGCAGCUGAUAUACAGCACUCAGUGAGAAAGAUCAUUGAAUGCGCCAGUGCCAUUACCCCAUCGUACGGACUUUCACCAGCUAUCGUUUUGACAACGCCGUUGUUCACUGCGGGUUGUGAAGCAUUAGGAGAAGACAGAGAAGCCAUUCGACGGUUAUUGAACCAGCUUUAUGAACUACUGAAAAUUCGGAACAUCAAGCUUGCGCUCGAAAUCCUGGAAACUUUCUGGGCGGAUGAAAAUACGAACGGAGAUCUGGGAAUGCUUCUGUGUCAAAAGAACUGGAAUUUUAUUCCUUACUGA
Messenger RNA from Hyaloscypha bicolor E, 1557 nucleotides. RefSeq lists its product as uncharacterized. Gene Ontology annotation, molecular function: DNA-binding transcription factor activity; transcription cis-regulatory region binding; RNA binding. Gene Ontology annotation, biological process: positive regulation of transcription by RNA polymerase II. NCBI's taxonomy places the organism in Eukaryota, Fungi, Ascomycota, Leotiomycetes, Helotiales, Hyaloscyphaceae. Gene Ontology annotation, cellular component: nucleus. Bases 1 to 1557 code for a protein of 518 amino acids. The transcript has 4 exons. The record is from RefSeq and is a predicted model, not a curated record.